GCUAUCAGGCUGCUCUGCAGCUGGGUCAGGACCCCUCUAAUGACUGCCCAGACCGCCAGCGCACAAUCCGCACAGUGAUCCAGAAGAAGGCCACUAAUCAGCCAACGCUGGGUGUGGAAUACAGAGGACGCAGAAUUACCAUUCAAAACAAUGCUGACCUGGUCAUCAAUGAGGUGAUGUGGUGGGAUAACGGCGUAUAUUUCUGCACCAUUGAUGCUGCUGGUGACACGGCAGGGGACUCUGAUCAGGAAGUCAAACUCAUCGUGUACAACUGGCUGACCGUCCUGUUAAUCAUCAUCGGUGCUCUCCUGCUCAUCAUGCUCUUCUGCAUAUGUUGCUGUCAGUGCUGCCCACAGAAGUGCUGCUGCUACGUCCGCUGCCCGUGUUGUCCACAGACAUGCUGCUGCCCGGAGAAAGCUGUGAUGCAGCACAGGAUGCUGCGAGAUGCUGAGAAGGCCAUGUCUUCUUGGAUGAAUGGUCAGCCUUUGUACGCUCCCAUUAGCUCCAAUGCCUCCUCCCAGGGAGUCCCCAUACUGUAUUCAGGCUCGUACUCGGACUACCCUGCCAAACAAAACAAUGCCAUGGCUCCCAUGCAGCUGUCACCCAUGGCCCUGCACCAUCAGCCUCCUCCUCUUCCUCAACACUAUGUGAACGGCAGUGUGCAUGGCAGCAUUCAUGGUACUGGACAGGUGUUGGAUUACCUGGAGAACCAGGUGAGGGGGAUGGAUGUGGGGGCACUUCAAAUGCCUCAAUAUGGUGUCCAAAAUAUGCUCCAAUUACAAUCCCAGCACCGGCUGCCUUCUCAAGCUGUUCCUUACACACCCGGGCCCCCGAGUAUGUUGUCUGCCCUGGAUGAGAUGGGAGUAAAAGGGGUGGAGAGAAGGGUGAUCACCUUGCCUCCUAUUAUCCAGCGUGUGCCCAGCUUUUUGUCACGCAGCGGGCCUGGAGGUGGAGAUGGAGCCAGAGGUGGUCCCAGCCAGUCCAGUGGGAGUUCAAACCGCUCUAGUGGUGGUCUCCACCGCAACAGUCGUGGCUAUAGAGACGUCUCUCCCACCAGACGGGGGAUCCUGCGUGGUUACAGCGACGAGUCCCAUCAGGAGAACAGCCGAGGAAGAGCACCACACAGGGGUUCGAGGAACGAGAGAGAAGGCUCGUCCAGGAGGAGAGGAGGUGGAUCCAGGCCGCGUAGUCGUGACGACCUGAUGGAGGAGCUGCACAGCAGAGCAGCUCGGAGGGAAAGGAGCUAUUCACCUCCUCAGCGUCGCAAAGGAUCCUGUAACUCUGAUGACGAGGACAACCGAGGAAGAAAAGGAGAGAAAGAGAAGGAUUGGUCAGAGAAGCCCCCCAGCUACCGCUCCUUAGAGAACCAUACUGGACAAAGUAACGGCUGGAGGGACUACAACCACCUUUCUGAUAGAAGCUCCCCUAGCAGCGCCAGCAUAGUGAUCUGAAGCAUUUCAAUAUUUUUUGUACAUUUUCCUGAAUAUUUCCAGAACGGCAAAAAUGAAGACAAACAGUAGGUACUUCAAUCUGUUCAAUCACUGCACAAGAAUAAUAGUUGUUGUUAAAUUUAAGUAGUGAGUCCUGAAAAUGUUCUGUAUCAAUCUACUUUUACUCUGCAGGCUAUGUAUGUAAUUGCAACAAAAGAAAUCUAAUCUAAAUUUUAUGUAAGUAAAGCUGAUAAAAACAGUUAAAGGCUAUAAAUUGCAGAUAAUAUGCAGUUAUAUUCUAGUCUCUUGUUAUUGAGAUAAUCAAUAUUUGUGAUUCUUGUUCUGAUGUAUUCAGUGGUGUUAUUUGUACGUGUGAUUUUCUUCUGGUGACGGAAAAUCCUUCUGUGUCGUGUAGAAAACAAGCAGAUACUGUUUGGAUACUAUAAAAUUUUGUGGGGUUUUUAGGUCUAUCGUUGUUAACGUGUGUUUUUGCAGAAUAAUAUACACUGUGUUUGUUUAUUCCUAUAUUGUUUUUUACUGUUGCAUAAUUUGUUGUACAAUUUUUUUUUUAAGUAUUUUUUUUUAUCUGUAUCUAUAGUAACAUUAUUAGACAGUGACAGCAAUACAAAGUAUGCUGCAUGGACAUUUGUAGAAAGACGGACUUAGUGGAAAGUUUAGAAGCUUAUUGUACUGAACAUUACCAACAUACUGUAUAAUUGUGAUUUUCAUUAGUGUUUGCUUUUGUUACAAACAAGAAUAGAGAUAUAUUGUGAUGAAAUGUGUUUUGAAUAAACCUUGUAAAGUACAGUGUGAAGUGGGUAAUUUAUGUAUUUGUAUGUACAGUAUAUACACGAUCUGAUGAUCCCACCAAGACAGAAGUGAUCCAUUAAACUAAAAUUAAGUCA
Molecule: messenger RNA, 2335 nt
Organism: Micropterus salmoides (largemouth bass)
Lineage: Eukaryota; Metazoa; Chordata; Actinopteri; Centrarchiformes; Centrarchidae
Product: immunoglobulin-like domain-containing receptor 1
Cellular component (GO): plasma membrane
Molecular function (GO): high-density lipoprotein particle receptor activity
Source: RefSeq, a predicted model, not a curated record